AUGGAUAACCUAAGCCUCCUGUUGAGUCUAUCAAGCCACACUUGCGAAGGAAGCUGGCCACUUGGGGACGGACGACACUACGACACCCACUUACGGCGAUCACGACAAGCGACAACCGACGAGGUCCUUCCGCAAGGUACCCAUAUAACCAUCGCCAACCUAGACAGACCGAUGAGCGAUUCAGGGUGACCAAUUUCGACACCGCGAUCCCCCCCAAUCAAGCGCGUCGGCGCCGCCCACGGCCCACGACUACCUGAGCCUCCGGGCCUUCGUCUGGUUCCCGCGAGCACCAGCACACCGCCCACAAUGUAUUCGUCGCUGGUCAGGUUACAAAAUACAUUCGGCUUCUUCACCACCGUUGCUUUUGUGAUUGCCGCCUUCAUUGCCGCCUCUGACUUUGCGUCACCGCGGGCGCCAAGCGUUGCGACGCUAAAAACGACCAGCCUCCAGGUUGUCCGCGGCCGGCCGCACUACUACAGCAGCAAGAAGGAGGAGUAUGCUAUCAUCAAGUUCUCGCUCGAUGCGAACUUAUCGUCGCUGUUCACGUGGAACACGAAGCAGGUGUUUGUGUAUGUGACGGCCGAGUGGCCGUCGUCGGGGGCCGAGGGCAACGCCACGAACCAGGCCGUCAUCUGGGACACCAUCAUCACGGCCCCGAGCGCAGACCACCUCUCCAACCUGGGGCCUGCGUCGCUCAAGAAGCUGCGUAAGAGCGCCGCCGGCAAGAGCAUCGACCCGAGCCGGGGUCUCAUCUCGCUCAAGAACCAGAAGCCAAAGUACCAGAUCACGCACCCGUCAGGCAAGAUCGCCGAGACGCAGGACGUGAGGCUGCGGCUACACUACAACGUGCAGCCGUGGGUGGGCGUUCUGGCGUGGAACCAGAACGUCGACUACGGGCGGUGGAAGCGGUUGAAGGGCGACCUGAGCAAGAAGUUUGCUCUCCCGGCCCUCAAGACCAAGGCUGCUACCACCGGAGCCGCGGGGACGGGGACGAAAGCAUAAAAUGUUAAAACAAGUAUUUGGCUAUCUAUACGGAGUAAACCCGGCUUGAUGAAACCGGCAGGGUUUGAGUAUUACGAAAAUAUGAAAAUAAUUAAAAAUCGACGUUAAACCAUGAUUACUUCAGGUC
Lasiosphaeria miniovina is the source of this 1129-nucleotide messenger RNA. RefSeq names its product signal peptidase subunit-domain-containing protein. Gene Ontology annotation, biological process: protein targeting to ER. Gene Ontology annotation, cellular component: membrane; signal peptidase complex. Lineage: Eukaryota; Fungi; Ascomycota; Sordariomycetes; Sordariales; Lasiosphaeriaceae. The transcript has 3 exons. Bases 307 to 1002 code for a protein of 231 amino acids. The record is from RefSeq and is a predicted model, not a curated record.